AUGAUGCUUCGGAAUGUAAAUGAUCAAAUUGAAGUGUUUUAUCGAAUAUCCGACGAUAAUAUGUCAUAAAAAUCGAUGUAUUGAGCCAUAUCAAUUUUUCUAGAUGUUCUCUCUGGAAACAUCGGAAUAGAUCUCACAAUGCAUAUUUUUUCCCAUAAAUAUAUUGAAAAAACAGUUAUGGGUACUGUAGUACUUUUUCAAAACACAAACACAGUCAAAAACAAGAAAUAAAUAAAAAAUAAUUGAGAUUGUGUGUGUUUGUGUGCAGCGCGCGCUCUAGGUGAGCUUAUUCAAUCUGAAAUAACUAAAAAAGAGUAUCGAUUAAUUUUCUCAUACUUUGCUCCUGGGGGUAAAAAGGUAUGAGGAACAUUAUAAAAGCAGUUACAGCGCGCGCAUUUUUUGGUUUAAAAGGAGAAAAAUCGAUUUUUAGAAAAAUUUCAAAAAAAAAAUUUUCCAAAAAUUUUGGUGCAACCUUUAGGGAGCUGCACCAUAUUGAAGCGGAUGUUGUCGAUGAAAGUCCAUCAUUAAUGAAUCAAAACCGCGUUGAGUUUGUGAAAAAAGCUUGACUUUGAAGAAAGUUCCUCAAAUUUUAUUGGAGACCACCCACGAAUUUUUCACGUGAUCACGUGAAAGGGGGGAAACACAUUUGGGUCAAAAUUUUUGGUGGAGAGUCAUCCUCACCCAUAGGGCUUUCAAAGAAAAAAAUUUGAGCCGAAUCCGAGACUAUGACUUUUUUCUUGGCCGCAGCCUUUCAUUAAAAUUUCCUUUCUUACAAAUAACCUCUCUUAACACCGUUGAAAAAAAUAUUGGGACAUUUUUUAAUUUUGACAUGAUUUGAAAAUUCACAAAAUUCCGAAAAUUCAUGAUAAUUGAAUCCCGGUGGAUUACUCAUUUGAAGAUCAGAAAUUGUUAUAACUGUGAAACAGUGUGUAUUAUGAUCUAGAAAAACUAUUUUGAGCAAGAAAUAUGAAAUUUAUCAGCCAGGGAAAAUUCUUGUUGAACAAAGUAUCUAGCGAGUACGGAAAGAUUUUUCAUAACUCUUCGAAGGGCAGAAAAAAUAUUGUGAACUUUCCGAGAACUCUUGAUAUUUUUUCUGCGUGGUCCUGGAUAGUCAGGAAAGUCUCAAAAAAAUUUUCAUAGAGAUCGGUUAAGUACGACAGUCACCAGAGUUAGUGGAAUUUGUCGCUAUAAUUUGUUGUCACCCUGUAUUGACGAUUUGUGCAAUUACCUUUAAAGGAAAUCCUUACCUUUAAAGGAAAUCUAGUUGUUCAUCAAAAUUUAUCAGAGUUAUUCUAAAAAUUACAAGUUUUCUCCUAAUUUUCCCAUAACUUUUGCAGCAACGAAUGGUCGGUUUGUGAAACUCGUCACGAAAAAGACAUUCGUCCAUGCGUCAAACAAAUCGAUACAGUAGCCGGUGAAUGGCCGACACAAACCAAUUAUCUGUACACAACUUUCAACGGCGUUCAAUACGAUGUCGAAUUCAAUAUGAAGAAUGCGGUGAUGGUGCUUGGAAGUGGGGUUUAUCGAAUUGGAUCGUCGGUGGAAUUUGACUCGUCGUGUGUUGGAUGUAUUCGAGAAUUGAAGGUGAGGGUGAUAAAAUUUGUAGAAUUUUUGCUUAAAAAUUCGAAUUAGCGCGAAAAUUUGAUUGAAAAUAGAGGUUUUCUUGAUUUUCAGCAGAAAAUUUAAGUCUAAAAACCUUUGCGAAAUUUAUCCAAAUUUUGAAAUAGUGAAAUGGUCUGGAUCAAAAUUUAGCGCUGAAAAUCAUUGAUUUUCAGCACAACAUUUCAAUCGGGAAAAUUAUUUUGAAUUUGUUGAACAAAUUGAUUGAAAUUCGGUAUUUCUGAGAGAGAAUUCAAUUUUUUUCAAAUUCUGAAUAAGCUCCUUGAAAGGGUUUUGAUGAAAUUUUAGGUCCUAAACAUACAUGUUUCUGUACAGUUUUUCACGCUGAGAAAUAUCCAGUUUUCAGUUUUUGCUGAAUGACUCUCUGAAGAGCACAAAAAUGAGCCAGAAGUUGAGAAUUUUGGGAAAAAUCGCGUUUUUGAGAGCCAGUAAUCCAUGUUAGAGAAGAUUUUAUGAAAAACUGAAUACAAUUUACCAAAGUCAUCACCCUGUAUUCAGUUUUUGAUAAAAUCUUCUCUAACAUGAGUUACGGGCUCUCAAAAACGCGAAUUUUCACAAAAUUAUCAAUUUUUGGCUCAUUUUUGAGCUCUUUAGACAGUCGCACAGCAAAAAUUGGAUCUUUUUCAUCGUGAAAAACACUUCCCUAUUUUUUUUUAAAUUACAAUCCAGGCUCUUGGUUAUACUACGAUCACAAUCAAUUGUAAUCCUGAAACCGUUUCAACUGACUACAAUAUUUGUGAUCGUUUAUAUUUCGAAGAAAUCUCAUUCGAAACUGUCAUCGAUGUUUAUAAUUUGGAAAAUCCGAAAUGA
Messenger RNA from Caenorhabditis angaria, 2430 nucleotides. Lineage: Eukaryota; Metazoa; Nematoda; Chromadorea; Rhabditida; Rhabditidae. The record is from the annotation of a GenBank genome assembly.